Triticum turgidum subsp. durum (durum wheat) is the source of this 1428-nucleotide messenger RNA. NCBI's taxonomy places the organism in Eukaryota, Viridiplantae, Streptophyta, Magnoliopsida, Poales, Poaceae. The record is from the annotation of a GenBank genome assembly.
AUGUCGUGGUCUGACACGGACGCGGCGCUCUUCGCGGCCGUCCUGGGCCACGACGCCGCGCGCCACCUGGCCACCACGCCGCCGCACCUCGACGGCCCGGCCUCCUCGUCGCCCGAGCUCCAGGCGCGCCUCUGCGACCUCGUCGAGCGGGGAGGAGCCUGGACCUACGGCAUCUACUGGCAGGAGUCCCGCGCCGGCGCCGGCGGCCGCCCCGUGCUCGGCUGGGGCGACGGGCACUGCCGCGAUGGCCCGGCCGAGGAAGCCCGGGUCACGGACAGGAGCCUGGCGCGCAAGCGCGCGCUGCUGCGGCUGCACGCGCUGUAUGGCGGCGGGGACGACGAUGGCGCCGACUACGCGCUCCGGCUAGACCGGGUCACUGGCGUCGAGAUGUACUUCCUGGCGUCCAUGUACUUCUCGUUCCACGAGGACGCCGGCGGGCCGGGCCGCGCGCUAACCUCCGGCCACCACGCCUGGGCCACCGUCGAUCCCCACCUGCCCGGCUCUGCGGCCGCUCCCGGGUGGUACGUCCGUGCGUCCCUCGCCCAGUCCGCCGGCUUACGCACCAUCGUCUUCCUCCCUUGCAAGGGCGGCGUCCUUGAGCUCGGUUCCGCCGUGGCCAUGUGCGAGAACCCCGAGGUCCUGCGCGCCAUCCAAUCUGCCUUCCACGUCGAGGCCGUCGCGCCGGACGAUCGCAUGAGGAUCUUCGGGAAGGACGUCUCCCGCAGCCCCCCAUUGCCGCCGGUGCAAACCACGGGGAGCGACGCCAGUUGGGCGCUGCGGCUCGGCGGGCAAGCCAUGGUGGCGACUCCGGCCAAGCAGGAGGUGGCGGCAGUCAAACCGAAACCCCAGCAGGAGCCUCCCAAGACCAUAAGCUUCAGCAAGGCUGUCGACGCACAGAAGCAGGCGGGCGGCGAGGAGCGGAGGCCGCGGAAGCGGGGGCGCAAGCCGGCGAACGGGCGGGAGGAGCCCCUGAACCACGUGGAGGCGGAGCGGCAGCGGCGGGAGAAGCUGAACCAGCGGUUCUACGCGCUGCGCGCGGUGGUGCCCAAGAUCUCCAAGAUGGACAAGGCGUCGCUGCUGAGCGACGCCAUCGCGUACAUCCAGGAGCUGGAGGAGCGGCUCCGGGGCGGCGCGGCGGGGCCGGCGCCGGCGCGGGCGGAGACCGGCCCGUCCGUGGAGGUGAAGACAAUGCAGGACGAGGUGGUGCUGCGCGUGAGCACCCCCCUCGAGGCGCACCCCAUCUCCGGGGCGCUGAGCGCCAUGCGGGACUCCCAGCUGAGUGUGGUGGCGUCGAGCAUGGCGGUGGCCGACGACACCGUCACGCACACGCUCGUGGUGCGGUCGGCGGGGCCCGAGCGGCUCACGGCCGAGACCGUGCUCGCCGCGAUUUCCCGUGGGAUGAUGAUGAGCGCCACCCCCUCCCCGUGA